Molecule: messenger RNA, 381 nt
Organism: Gloeophyllum trabeum ATCC 11539
Lineage: Eukaryota; Fungi; Basidiomycota; Agaricomycetes; Gloeophyllales; Gloeophyllaceae
Exons: 3
Coding region: 135-329 (64 amino acids)
Source: RefSeq, a predicted model, not a curated record
CCUUGCCUCUGUAUCGGUCCAGACAACGGAGAAGUACGACGAAGGAACACGGGACCAACUGCGGGACGCCUUCCAACCAAGCCCCAUCUUGCAACGCGCUAUAGUGGGAUACUGACAGCAUAGUCAAGCCGUUGAUGACCGACGCCAAAUCGAUCGUCGAGGUGCGUACGCUGGCCGGGACCGGUGACGCUGGAUUUACUUCCGUGUCCGCGCAAUUGAGCGCGUCUGGUAGCCACGCUCAACGAUCACGGCCAUCUGGUAUACCUGGCAUGCAGUACGUAUCGGAUUUAUAUGACAUACGAUCUGCGUCCUGCUGUGACAUAUUGUAAGAUCCCCUCCUCGAAUAAAUCGAUGUUUGUCCCAGAUGCAAUCCGACCUGUG